Molecule: messenger RNA, 270 nt
Organism: Rotaria sordida
Lineage: Eukaryota; Metazoa; Rotifera; Eurotatoria; Philodinida; Philodinidae
Source: the annotation of a GenBank genome assembly
AUGAGAACGAAUAACUCAACAGAGGCCUAUCAUCGUCGAAUUAAUUCAAUAUUUCAAUGUUCUCAUCCAACACUGUGGGUUUUUCUUCAAAAACUUAUUGAUGAACAAAAUGUUACACAUGCUAAUGUAGUUCAUAUAAAAUCUGGACAACUACCAAAAAGCAAGAAAAAGAAUGAACGUUUUGAAAAACGACUAUUACAUCUAAUUUCAAAUCCUCAUCAAGAUAUUCUAACUCAGCUCGACUCAAUUGCUAAUAAUAUUUCAUUAUAA